Molecule: messenger RNA, 4163 nt
Organism: Epinephelus fuscoguttatus (brown-marbled grouper)
Lineage: Eukaryota; Metazoa; Chordata; Actinopteri; Perciformes; Serranidae
Gene: vit
Product: vitrin
Exons: 23
Coding region: 323-2788 (821 amino acids)
Biological process (GO): extracellular matrix organization; positive regulation of cell-substrate adhesion
Source: RefSeq, a predicted model, not a curated record
GUUACUGAUCUUCUUCUGCCUGGGUGAAGAGCUGGGUGCCUGAAGUGGGACGGGCAAAGAGGGGAAACUCUGGCCCCGUCCCGUUUUCCACUUUUAAUGAGCGCUCCGAUCAUGCAGGAGUAAAAGUCCAGGUGGAACAUUUCAGCGCUUGCACACACGCCCGCUGGUCCAAAUUUGCUUUUCAAUGAACGCGUAAGGAUUCGGGGAAGAAACUGCACAGGGAAUUACUUUUUGUAACGCCUGGAGGACUAUUUUACCUUCUCAGGUUGGGAGGUUAGACAAGGACACCUGGUUGACCUGCUGAGCCAGCACACCACCCAUCAUGAUCAGAGCAUCACUCACUGCCAUCUGCCUCGCGCUCCUCCUGUCCUGUGCUUGCUGGGCCAAGCCUAACGGACCAAAGAACAAGAAACCAAAGCAAGUUGUUCCAGCCAUUGAGUGUGAUGUCAGAGCGGGGAAGAUCAACCUCCCAGAGUUCAUAGUCAAAUGUCCUGCACACUGUAAGGAGACAAAGCAGCAAGUCUAUGGGACAGGCGUGUUCGCCUCCAUCUCCAGCAUCUGCAAUGCAGCCAUCCACAGCGGCAUCAUCACCAACGCAGGAGGAAAGGUGAUAGUGAGGAAGAUGGCUGGGCAGAACAUCUACAAAGGCAGCAAUUCCAAUGGAGUGCGCUCUCUGUCUUUACCAAAGUGGAGGGAGUCGUUUGUUGUCUCCGUGGGGAAGCCCAAGAAAGGAGUGAUCUACCCGUCUACUCUGGACUACGUCCCCUCAAGACCAACCUACGUGAAAACAAGUCAAAAGGAGGCCAAAGCGCCUGCAGUCACCACAGUGCUGCCUACGCCAACUGCACCUGAACCCACCACAACUACUACACCCGAACCCACCACCACACUGGCUCCCACCACUACCACCACCACUAUACCUCCACCGCCACCCACUACUCCUAAGCCUCGAGCUGCCGCCCAUAAAGUCCGGGAUGCAGGCAGCAGUCACCCAUACCUUGCCUCUGUGGCAGCCGCAAGACAGUCACAGAACAGUCAAGGAAAAAGUCCCGGCCAAGUAUUCAGAGGAAGUGGCUAUCCGAAUAGAUACCCGCAACGUGCCAGUGCAGGUCUGCGCAGACCAGAGGCAGGGUCGGCUAUCAGGAGACAGCCAUCCUCUCCAGUCGGCCCAGCUUUUAACAGGGUUCAGCCGGCUCCACCCGAGCGGACUCCAACCAUGAGCCAGUCAAACCCUGCUUAUCCCAGAAGGGAUUGGCCGCCUCCUGCCUUUCCUCGUCCUGAUUGGUUCCCUGGAGCUCGACGAACAACAGAUGUUAGUUAUGCAGCUCCAGACUCAGGAUACACGUGGAGUGAGACGGACACACCUGAGAUUACAGCUCGGGAUCACAGGCCUGAUAUCUCAGAAUAUGAGCGCUGGUUUUAUAACUUUGGACCGUACCUGCCUCGCACUCCAGACUCAGAUGGCAACCAUAAAGUGCCAUUGGAUACAACCCAUACUAGAGUGGAGCCAGUGGAUGCCUGGAAGCCAGAUGCAAACUUAUACGAAUCAGGCUUUAACGUGAGGGAACAGGAACCUGUACCCAGAGCACCUGAGCCCGUGUCACAGGGAGACCCAAAUUGUAAGGUGGAUCUGGCCUUCCUCAUGGAUGGGAGCUGGAGCAUUGGGAAGAGGCGCUUUAAGAUCCAGAAGGACUUCCUGUCAGAGGUGGCUCAGGUCAUCAACGUUGGUGUGGCUGGACCCAUGAUGGGCCUCAUCCAAUAUGGGGAUGACCCCGUGACAGAGAUCAGUCUGAAGUCUUACACCACCUCCAGAGAGGUGAAGUCAGCCAUAGAUAAGAUCUCACAGAAGGGAGGUCUCUCCAAUGUAGGAAAAGCCCUCUCCUACAUCAACAAGCACUACUUCAGUGAUGCCAAUGGAAACAGAGGUGGAGCUCCAAACGUGGCCGUGGUGCUGGUGGACGGCUGGCCCACAGACAAGGUGGAGGAGGCGUCUCGGCUCGCUCGGGAGUCAGGCAUCAACAUUUUCUUUGUCACCAUCGAGGGCCCCGAUGAAAAUGAGAAACAAAACCUGGUUGAGACCAACUUUGUUGACAAGGCUGUGUGUCGGACCAACGGCUUCUUCUCCCUGCCCGUGGCCAGCUGGUUUGCUCUGAGGAAGGCCGUGCAGCCCUUGGUGAAGAGAGUGUGUGACACAGACCGCCUGGUGUGCAGCAAGACCUGCCUCAACGCCAACGACAUCGCCUUUGUCAUCGACGGCUCCAGCAGCGUGGGAACCGGCAACUUCCGCACGGUGCUGCAGUUUGUGGCCAACAUCACGCGGGAGUUUGAGAUCUCGGACACCGACACACGGGUCGGAGCUGUGCAGUACACCUACGAGCAGAGGCUGGAGUUUGGCUUCGGCCAGUACAACAACAAGGCCGAGCUGCUGAACGCCAUCAAACGCAUCAACUACUGGAGCGGUGGGACCAGCACUGGUGCUGCCAUCACCUAUGCUGCAGAGCAGCUCUUCAGCAAGUCCAAACCCAACAAACGCAAGAUCAUGAUUGUCAUUACGGAUGGGCGCUCCUAUGAUGACGUCAGGGAACCUGCACUAGCUGUCCAUCGCCAAGGUGUGAUCGCCUACUCCAUCGGCAUUGCCUGGGCAGCCCAAGAUGAACUGGAGUACAUCGCCACAGACCCCGACAAGGAGCACUCCUUCUUCGUAGACGAGUUUGACAACCUUUACAAAUUUGUACCCAAAAUCAUCCACAACAUCUGCCAGGAGUUCAACUCCCAGCCCAGAAACUGAGGACUGGGCGGGUGGAGGGGAGGUGUAGAGAAGGGACAUCUUGAUCCUGGGCUGUCUCAACAGAACACUGAUUGUAAAUUUACUCACUCUGUUGUCCAGAUGGCGGUGCUGGAUUGGCUGCGGCGCCCCGUAUUUGAACAGGGAGGGGUUUCGAAUUUAGGUGAGGAUUAAGGGUUCGAACAAAACAAAUCUUAAAGUGAAUCAGCAUUCGGUCCCAAAUAUACAGAUGGUGCUGAGGGUAAAGGGUUUGCAUUCACAGUGACAUAAUGACAUCUCAUGUGUGCUGUGGUGCCAGAUGUUGGUGCCAUAAAGAAAACAAAGUAUUCCUAAUCUUUUAAUUAUCGUGCUAAUAAGUCACCCUUUAUAAAGGGGUUUUAAACUGUAACUGAGGGUUUUAUUAAUGUUAAAUAAAUCACUAAUUCUCUGUAGAUCAGUUGUAAGCCAGGUUCAAUACAUGGUGUCAAUCUUCUUCUGGCAUAAAACCUUUUAUAUCUUUUUUAGGCAUGCAAACCUCUAAAAUGCACCGUUUGACCUCUGACCUUCUGGGAAAGUGCUGCAGAACAUUUGUGCCAAAAUUCAUUCAGGAGCAACUUUUCAGUGUUUGCCAAGCGCCCGUUUAAUGUGUUGAUUUUGGAACUACAAGCCUGUAAAAGCAGCGUGCUGGAGCAGCCACAAACCAAAAGUUAAAGCCCUCAAGUGCAACUUAUAAACCUUUACAAAGGGUGCAUUAUUAAGAAGUGGUACCAAAAUGAUUACCAAACAUAAAGCUACCUUACUGGGUUAUGGUGCUUGCAGAGAAAUGUAGAUUUAAAGCAUGCCUAGCACUUCCUCCUAUGGCUUAACAUACUUCAUAAACUUAAUAACACAGUGCUUUUUAUACAAUUCUCUGUAAAGAGGAUAUACUUUCUUAGAAUUGGUGCAUUUUAAUCUUCCUAAUAGGAGAGAUUUGAUAGUAGGGACAUUGUUAAAGUUCCUCUCAAAGACUAUGGUGCUGAUAUUGCUGUUGGUAUGAGUGCUUGAUGAAAUGAGGCUUACGUGAGAGGCAAAUCAACAACACGGAACAAAGAAGUGGACGAGAAGUGAGGAAUGAGGAGCUUGUAUAUCUUUGUAUGGAGUGAUGGCAGAUCAUAUAUGUGCUUCUCUGGAGAGGAAGCAGUUCAUCUCAUCACUCUUGUUUUCUAACAGCGUGGCUGCUUCUAACAUUGCAGACAUUUCUCAGUUUUAUUGAAAGAGUAUUUAUGAUUAUCUUCCUUUUAUGUCCUGUUUGUACAUAUGCAUAUUAAAAGCCUUUCGCUAAUAAUGUUCAUAAUUGAUCAAUAUUUUUUUUUUUGCAAUUUUUAAUAAAAUAAAGAAAAUGAAGAGAAGUUAAAGCUGC